Molecule: messenger RNA, 458 nt
Organism: Athene cunicularia (burrowing owl)
Lineage: Eukaryota; Metazoa; Chordata; Aves; Strigiformes; Strigidae
Product: MIEF1 upstream open reading frame protein-like
Exons: 1
Coding region: 116-436 (106 amino acids)
Source: RefSeq, a predicted model, not a curated record
UUCCCUUGCACCGGGACGUGCGGUCUGGUGCCCUUAGAGAGCUCGUUAUUCCCUGUGCGCCCGUGGAGAGGCUGUCCCGUCCUUUCCCGGGGGGCGGCGGUAUGUGGGGCCUUGCAUGGAGGGGGAGAUGGCGGCCGGUGCGUCCCUCGGGGAGAGAAAAGCCGACUCGGAUCCCGCACUUUGUCACCUCUCUCUAGGUCGCCCGUCCACGCACCUGUCCCCCAUGGCAGCGUGGUCUCGGGAGGCUGUCCUGACCCUCUAUCGGGCCCUGCUGCGCCAGGGCCGUGGGCUGCGCUACACUGACCAGGAUUUCUACCUUGCUGUCAUCCGCCGUGAGUUCCGUAAAAACCGGGAGCUGCAGCAGCUAGAGGACAAAGAAAGGCAGUUGGAGAAAGGGCAAGCUUUCCUACAGAGCAAACUUGGGGGCCUGGUUUAAAGAUUCCCUGUAGCUCCUUUUG